Molecule: messenger RNA, 672 nt
Organism: Botrytis fragariae
Lineage: Eukaryota; Fungi; Ascomycota; Leotiomycetes; Helotiales; Sclerotiniaceae
Product: putative ion transport protein
Exons: 3
Coding region: 1-672 (223 amino acids)
Biological process (GO): proton transmembrane transport
Cellular component (GO): plasma membrane
Molecular function (GO): voltage-gated proton channel activity
Source: RefSeq, a predicted model, not a curated record
AUGUCUCGACGCAACUCAGACAUUUCCGAACAUGCUCCUCUAAUCCGCGCCUCCUCUCAACCCAUUUCCAUUGCCUCUGGACCCUCCUAUCACCAUGUACCUCACCCUUCUUUUCUUCGGAAGCUCUCAAAUAGCUACCGAAGGUCUCAAACUUCCGCAAAGAGCUUCCUAUCCUCUCGCGCUCAACACUACACCGUUCUCCUCCUUGUUGCAUGCGAUUUAAUUAGCAUUAUUUCGGAUAUAAUCAUAAAUCUCUAUCAAUGCGACAACGAUAAAGAAGGCAAGACGGAUCCAAUUUGGAAUGAAGUGAGAGAUGGGUUGGGAAUUGCUGGGUUGAUAUUCAGUUGCUUGUUCAUGGUGGAAUUGAUUGCUAGCAUUUGGGCUUUCGGUUUGAGCAAAUUUCAUUGCUUCGAUGCCACUGUGAUUGUUGCGGGAUUCGUUGUUGAUGUGCUACUCCAUGGUGUCCUUGAAGAAGUCGCCUCACUUGUGAUUAUCCUCCGUCUUUGGCGUUUCUUCAAGAUUGUUGAAGAAUUCAGUGUUGGCGCCCAGGAACAGAUGGAUGGAUUGGAAGAACGAAUUGAACAGCUUGAGAUGGAAAAUAGAGAAUUGAAAAACAGCUUAGAAAGAGAAAAGAUGGUGUCGAGGAUUUGGAGAAUGGAGAGGGUGGCUUAG